ACUGUGCCUGAUUUGUGGCCAAUGUUGGAGAUGUAAAAAAAGGAGGAAAAAACACUAACCGGGUAGCUAUGGAGAUAGAACGUUUUGCGGGCUGCUUUCUUUGACAUGUGUUGAGUGGGUAAAAGUCUUAAAACAGUGUCCAACAUGUACGCCAAAGGUAAAGGAGCAGUCGUCCCCUCCGAUAGCCAAGCGAGAGAGAAAUUAGCUUUAUACGUGUACGAGUAUCUACUGCAUGUUGGAGCCCAGAAAUCAGCACAGACGUUCCUAUCUGAGAUCCGAUGGGAGAAGAACAUCACGCUGGGGGAACCCCCAGGAUUCCUGCACUCGUGGUGGUGUGUAUUCUGGGACUUGUAUUGCGCUGCCCCUGACAGACGCGAGACCUGCGAGCAUUCCAGCGAGGCCAAGGCCUUCCACGACUAUAGUGCAGCAGCAGCUCCCAGUCCGGUGAUGGGCAACAUGCCCCCUAACGACGGCAUGCCUGGCGGACCCAUGCCCCCAGGCUUCUUCCAGGGCCCGCCCGGCUCGCAGCAGUCCCCCCACGCACAGCCACCCCCACACAACCCCAGCAACCCUAUGAUGGGACCCCAUGGCCAGCCCUUCAUGUCUCCGCGGUACCCCGGUGGACCCCGGCCAUCACUCCGUAUGCCAAAUCAGCCUCCAGUGGGAGUCCCAGGGUCACAGCCACUCCUGCCAAACAGUCUGGACCCCACCAGACCUCAAGGACACCCCAACAUGGGCGGCCCAAUGCGAAUGAACCCUCCCAGAGGGAUGGGUGGUAUGGGCCCACAGAACUACGGUGGGAUGAGACCUCCCCCCAACUCCCUGGGAGGCCCAGGCAUGCCCGGCAUGAACAUGGGUCCUGGAGGCCGAGGUCCUUGGCCCAACCCAAACGCUAAUUCGAUAGCAUAUUCUUCCUCCUCUCCUGGCAACUAUGUGGGUCCUCCAGGAGGUGGGGGUCCACCAGGAACUCCCAUCAUGCCCAGCCCAGGAGACUCCACAAACUCAAGUGAAAACAUCUACACGAUGAUGAACCCUAUCGGUCCAGGUGGCAACAGACCUAACUUCCCCAUGGGCCCUGGUCCUGAUGGUCCCAUGGGAGGGAUGGGCCCCAUGGAGCCCCACCAUAUGAACGGAUCGCUAGGCUCUGGAGAUAUGGAUGGGUUGCCAAAGAACUCUCCCAACAACAUGGGGGGCAUGAACAACCCUCCGGGCACCCCGCGUGACGACGGGGAGAUGGGCGGCAACUUCCUCAACCCCUUCCAAAGUGAAAGUUAUUCACCCAACAUGACGAUGAGUGUCUGAUUUUUUUUCUUCUUUUCUUAUUUUUUUUUUUAUUUCUUCUUUGUUUUUAUGUUUUUUUGUUGUUGUUUUUUUUAACCCCUUCGCUGAAAUGGCUCCGUUCCCCUUUGAUCCUGCCCCCCUUCCCCCUCUGCAACUCACCCCGCCAUUCCUGGCUCUACAAAAAAAAAAAACUCAACCCCAACCUCGCCGACUCCUUAAAAACCUCACACACCUCUCCACUGGCCGCACACUCCACACACCCCCCUCUGCCCACCUACCCCCCCCUGCCCGCUCGGUGGAACUUUGGUUGCUGCGCUCAGUCCCCUGGGAGGCCCAUGGAGCACGGACCUGGAGCACAGUCCCUGGGCCUGCCCUCGCUGCCCACCGUGUGCGCCAUGGGCGCUGGUGGCAUCGGCAGCGGCAGCUGCAUGGGUGUGGGGACAGGUGGCAGCAGUGGUGGCAUGAGGAAGCAGCGACAGAGCCACCGGAAGAGCCUCCACUCGGACCACUCGCCCAGCAUCUCCACAUUCCUCACGGGCCCAGGACUGUAAGGCCUGGAAGGAGAGAGAGAGAGAGCGAGAGAGAGAGAGAGAGACUGUGGAGGAGAGAUGGAGGGAGGUGACCAGACAGGAGUCUUCAGCACAGCAUGUCCAACCAAUGCCAGACUGCCCAGCUUUCAUUGUGUUAUUUUUUGUUGUUGUUGUUUGCUUCAGUCUGCAUUUCUUCACUUUGUAAUAUUUUUUGUAGUUUGAUUUUUAGUUUUUUUUUUCUUUUUUCUUUUUCUUAUUUUGUAUGACCCUCUGGAUGCAGUAGUUCAACACAGAAGGAGGAGGAAGAUGUCUGAACUUAACACCACCCCCUCCCAUUUUAUUGUGUAAAUUUUUUAAAGAAGUUGUUUGGCAAUGACAUAUUUUUCAUUAUACUGUGUAUGUAUUGUAUUAUGAAUAUUAUUUUAUUUUUUAUUAAUAUUGUUAUAAUGAUUAUUAGACCCCCAACCCAUUUCCCUUUGAUGGGCAUGACAUAGCUAAGCAACCAUGACAAUGACCAGACACAAGCACACACUCAUGAUAAACAACUGCAGUUGUCACGGUGACAGAUGUUUAGGCAUCGUUUUAUUGUCUCUGCCAGAUAUUUAGUCCGAAUUACCUGUGCUACCUGCCAUUUAUUCUCACCCAACCAGUUUAAUUCAGCGAGACUGUGAGCCCCCAAGCGGCAUCCUCAGCACACGUGAGUUUCAUUUGGAGGGUGAAAGCAUCCCUUUAUUGAUGAGCUGGGAGCAGUUUGUCUGUGUUCAUGUGCAUCACAAGCCAGAGGUUUCCCCCUUUUAAACAGCAUAGACACCUCCAAGAGCCACAUGGCCUGCAUCAAUGUUUACCUCUCCUUUGUGUGCAGAAUACCUCUGCCCUGAAGCCCAUAAAAACAUAAAAAAACACUCAUGUGUACACACACAGACUUUCACAUACACUGCAACACCCAUGUGAAAUAUAAACAAGGAA
Messenger RNA from Alosa alosa (allis shad), 2777 nucleotides. RefSeq lists its product as uncharacterized. The transcript has 18 exons. Gene Ontology annotation, biological process: positive regulation of transcription by RNA polymerase II. Gene Ontology annotation, molecular function: single-stranded DNA binding; protein binding. The record is from RefSeq and is a predicted model, not a curated record. Bases 145 to 1302 code for a protein of 385 amino acids. Gene Ontology annotation, cellular component: nucleus. Lineage: Eukaryota; Metazoa; Chordata; Actinopteri; Clupeiformes; Clupeidae.